AUGAGUUCCUACCAGCAGAAGCAGCCCCUUGUUCCACCCCCUCAGCCUCAAGACCAGCAGAGGAAACAGCCCUCCCAGCCUCUACCGAAAGUACCCUUUGUUCCCAUCACCACGGAACCAUGCCACCCAAAUGUUCCACAACCUGGGAACACCAAACUUCCUGAGCCAGGCUGUAGCAAGGUCCCUGAGAAGGGAUACACCAUAGUCCCUGAGCCAGGCAGCACUGUGGUCCCUGGACCAUGCAACACCAGUGUCCCUGAUCCUGGCUGUGCCACAGUCCCAGGGCCAUGCAAUGCCAGCAUCCUGGAGCCUGGCUAUGCCACAGUUACUGGGCCAUGCAAUACCAGUGCCCCUGUGGCAGGCUGCACCACAGUCCCAGAGCCAGGCUAUUCAAAGGUUCCUGGGCCUGGUUAUGCCACAGUUACUGGGCCAUGCAAUACCAGUGCCCCUGUGGCAGGCUGCACAGUCCUUGAAUCCGGCUAUGCAAAGGUUCCUGAGCCAGGCUACACCAUGGUACCAGAGCCAAGCCAGUCCAAGGUUCCUCAGUCUUGCCCCUCAGUAGUCACUCCAAGCCCAGCUCAGCCAAAGACCAAGCAGAAGUAA
Molecule: messenger RNA, 603 nt
Organism: Dipodomys ordii (Ord's kangaroo rat)
Lineage: Eukaryota; Metazoa; Chordata; Mammalia; Rodentia; Heteromyidae
Product: small proline-rich protein 3-like
Exons: 1
Coding region: 1-603 (200 amino acids)
Source: RefSeq, a predicted model, not a curated record